AGAGGAAAAGGGGAAAAUAUUAUAGAAAAUGGGGAAGGCAAUCUACAGGCAAAAAGUUUUGCUUGAUCACUUGCGUCCCUCUUCACAAUCCCAUCAAUCAUCUGCUGCUACUGCUACUCUCUUUCCUUCAAUUUGUGCGGCGGGGGAUAGCGCUGCUUAUCCCCGGACUGCUGCUUUUGGGGAUGAUAUUGUGAUUGUAGCGGCAUGCCGCACUCCAAUUUGCAAAUCAAAGCGUGGUGGCUUUAAGGAUACACCAGCGGAUGACUUGCUUGCCUCUGUGUUGAAGGCUUUGAUUGAUAGAACAAAGGUGAACCCAAGUGAAGUCAGAGAUAUAGUUGUCGGUACAGUGUUGGCACCUGGUUCAGUCAGAGCAACUGAGUGUAGGAUGGCGGCAUUCUAUGCCGGUUUCCCCGAUACGGUGCCUAUCAGAACUGUCAACAGGAAAUGUUCAUCGGGACUACAAGCAGUUGCCGAUGUUGCUGCUUGCAUAAAAGCAGGAUUUUAUGAUAUCGGCAUUGGUGCUGGAUUGGAGAGCAUGACAACUGAUGGUUUAGUUGCUGGGUUAGAGAAAGUUAACCCAAAAACUGAUAGCUUUGCCCAAGCCCGGGAUUGUCUUCUUCCUAUGGGCAUUACUUCAGAAAAUGUUGCACAGCGCUAUGGUAUCACACGGCAGGAGCAAGACCAGGCCGCUGUUGAAUCACAUAGGCGUGCUGCUGCUGCAACAGCAUCUGGUAAAUUCAAAGAAGAAAUUAUCCCUGUAGUAACAAAGAUUGUGAAUCCUAAAACUGGAGAAGAGAAGCCAGUCGUAAUUUCUGUGGACGAUGGGAUCCGUCCAGACACAAACAUGGCAGGUCUAGCCAAGUUGAAGCCUGCAUUUAAGAAUGAUGGAACCACAACCGCUGGAAAUGCUAGCCAAAUGAGCGAUGGCGCAGGAGCAGUCCUCCUCAUGAAGCGAGGUUUGGCUAUGCAGAAAGGACUUCCAAUCCUUGGUGUUUUCAGAAGUUUUGCUGCUGUUGGUGUGGAUCCUGCUGUGAUGGGCACUGGUCCUGCUGUCGCUAUACCAGCCGCAGUUAAGUCUGCAGGUCUUAAGAUUGAUGAUAUUGACUUGUUUGAGAUCAAUGAGGCAUUUGCAUCUCAGUUCGUAUACGCUUGUAAGAAACUGGAGCUUGAUUCUGAAAAGGUUAACGUUAAUGGAGGUGCAAUAGCCCUCGGGCAUCCUUUGGGUUGUACAGGGGCUCGCUGUGUUAGUACCCUGUUGUACGAGAUGAAGCGUCGUGGGAAGUACUGUUGCUUCGGAGUGGUCUCAAUGUGCAUAGGCAGUGGAAUGGGAGCAGCAGCUGUCUUUGAAAGGGGAGACUAUGUUGAUGAACUCUGCAAUGCUCGAGCUGUCUAAAGCUAACGAGCUUCUAUCAAAGGAUAAUGCUCCGUAUAUG
Molecule: messenger RNA, 1433 nt
Organism: Hibiscus syriacus
Lineage: Eukaryota; Viridiplantae; Streptophyta; Magnoliopsida; Malvales; Malvaceae
Product: 3-ketoacyl CoA thiolase 1, peroxisomal-like
Exons: 13
Coding region: 29-1393 (454 amino acids)
Biological process (GO): phenylacetate catabolic process; fatty acid beta-oxidation
Cellular component (GO): peroxisome
Molecular function (GO): acetyl-CoA C-acyltransferase activity
Source: RefSeq, a predicted model, not a curated record